AUCCAAUGAAAUGAAAUUGCUGCAACUGAAAAUAAAACAAAAACUGUGAAUUUUUUUAUUGAUUCAAAACAACAUUUGAGUGUACAGCAUAGAGAAAAAACAACUAUUGAGCGCGCUCUGUAUGUGUGUGUGCGUGUGAGUGUGUCUUGGUGUCUCUGUCUCUGUCUAUAUCUAAGCAAAAGUGCGAACUAAGCAGAAUAGUGCAACAACAACACGAAGAAGAACUGUGCAAGACAAACAGGUGCAACACUUCGUACACAACAACAACAACAACAAAACAGUUUAGCCAAAGCUGAAGCUAAAGAAGAAGCAGCUGCAGCAGCAGCUAAAGGGUUGUUCCCUUGCGGAAGUAGCCAAAAAACAAAAGCGACAUGUGCUAAAAAAAACUUGAAGACGAAGCAGCUGAGGGGCAGAAGUAGAAGUUGAAGAAGCAGCAGCAGCGAUAGCUUGACAACAACAACAACAACAGCUGAGGCAGAAGUAAAUUUGAAGCAAAUGGAUACAGUUGCCAUUAAGACGGCGCCGCCGCAUGCGCCGCUGGCAACAACAACAGCGCAACAACAACAAUUACAAAGACAAACAUCGAACUCGCCCGCAACCAUUGGCGACAAUGUCUACAACAACAACAACAACAGCGGCAACGGCAACAGCAGCAGCAUUGGCGCCUUCUUUCAGACCUGCAAGGUCUUGUGGCAUCUGGAUGCGUUCCGACGCUCUUUUCGCAGUCUCAAUCAACACGUUUGCGGCGGUCAGGAUUGCAUAUUCUGUGCCUUGAAGGAACUCUUUCAGCAACUGCAAACGAGCUCAGAGCCCGCUCUGUGUCCGGAACCGUUGCGUCGCGCCUUGGCCAGCGGCCCACUGGCUGGUCGCAGAUUUCCGCUGGGCUGCCUGGGCGAUGCUGCCGAGUGCUUUGAGCUCUUGCUGCAUCGCGUCCACUCGCACAUCUCGCCCGACGAUGGCGACGCGUGCGAGUCAGCGGCCUGCAUUGCCCAUCGACGCUUCGCCAUGCGCGUCAUCGAGCAAAGCGUUUGCAAAUGCGGCGCCAACUCCGAGCAGCUGCCCUUCACGCAGAUGGUGCACUAUGUCUCCGCCUCGGCGCUGACCUCACAGAAGAGCCUCGCCAUGCAGAACCAUCAGCAGCUGAGCUUUGGCCAGCUGCUGCGCGCAGCUGGCAACAUGGGCGACAUACGCGAUUGUCCGAACUCGUGCGGAGCCAAGAUUGGCAUUUGCCGUGCUCUGCUCAAUCGGCCGGACGUCGUUUCGAUUGGCAUUGUUUGGGACUCGGAGCGACCGGCUGCCGAUCAGGUGCACGCUGUCUUAAAGGCCGUGGGCACUAGCCUGCGCCUCGCCGAUGUCUUCCAUCAGGUCAGCGAACAGCGCUGGGCCCAGCAGUCGCAGCACGAGCUCGUUGGCAUUGUCUCCUACUACGGCAAGCAUUACACCACCUUCUUCUUCCACACGAAGCUCAAGGUGUGGGUCUACUUCGACGAUGCCAACGUCAAGGAGGUGGGGCCCAGCUGGGAGGGUGUCGUGGACAAGUGCAGCCGCGGCCGCUAUCAGCCCCUGCUGCUGCUCUACGCUGUGCCGCAGCCACCCAGCUCGACAGCUGCCAACAACUGCGGCAUGGAACGACGCGCUGUCACGCCCAGCCCGGAGAAGCCUAGCCUGGGCAGCACAAGGCGUGCCAUAACGCCCACGCCGCUCAACGACUAUCAGAACCUAAGCGUCAUACAGAAGAACAUCUUUCCCGUGCCCCUGGCCGCUGCGCCCGCACUGCCAGCGCUGCCAGCGGGCAGCGACGAGACGGACGCCUACAUCAGUCGCAAGACUGUGGAGCACGUCUUGAGCGCUCAAUAUCAGAACCUAAGCGUCAUCCAGGACAAGAUCGCCGCCGAUAAGGAGGGCGGCUUCCUCAAUCGGAAACCCAUCGAGGCGAUGCUCAGCGCUCAGCUGGCCCGACGCCAGCACUUGCAGCUGCAGCGCAGCCACAGCGCGGAGUCCAGCUCCGGCCAUGCCUCCAAUGGCAGCUCCCCGCCCAGCGAUGGCCUCACCAUCCCUGAGCAUCUGAAUCAGCCAAGGCGUCGCGAUUCGGGCAAUUGGUCGGGAGAUCGAAACAGCGCCAGCUCAGCCAGCUCCACAACUCUCGAUAAUCCAUAUCUCUACAUGGUUGCGAAGCGAGGCGUCGCUGCUGUGCCUCAGAGUCCAACGCGACAUGGCCAUGUGCAUGGGCUGCCCUACGAUGCGGGCUACGAUUCGUUCUCGCUGAGCUCCACGGACUCGUAUCCGCCCAAGCAUGUGCUCAACCCGCAGCUGGCCAAGAUACCAGAGACGAACGCACCGAAUGCAGCUGCGCACGUGCCACAUGUGCCGCACGGGCCACACGGGCCGCACGGACCGGGCCUAGCUCUGUCGGGCGACUGCGAGAAGCUCUGCCACGAAGCGGACCAGCUGCUGGAGAAGUCACGUCUGGUCGAGGAGUCGCACGAUCUAGAAACAGCCCUGGUUCUCUGCAAUGCUGCGGCGGGCCGGGCAAGAGCUGCCAUGGACGCGCCGUACAGCAAUCCGCACACGAUGACGUUCGCGCGGAUGAAGCACAACACGUGUGUGAUGCGAGCCAGAAGUCUGCAUCGGCGCAUACUCAUCGAGAAGGGCGCCGAGAGCGAGGCCAUGCCCGAGCUGAAGCACAUGCGCGAGGGCAGCAACAGCAGCGUCAAGCACAUGCGACAGGGCAGCAAAGAUCGCACGCUCGAGAAGCUAGAGAAGCUGGAGAAGCUCGAGCAAAUGCCGCCAAGCGCCUCGGCAGCGAAGAGCAUCGAGAUCUAUGCGACGCUGCCGAAGCGCAAAAGUCCGCUUAAGGCGCUCGUCAAUGCCGGCGGCGAUGACAAUGCCAUCGAGUACGAGCAGCCAGUUAGCCAGGCUAAACCAGAGCGUGAGAGUCGCUCGCUGUUCGGACGACGCGACAAGGACAAGGAGAAGGAGAAGGAGAAGGAAAAGGAGAAGCGCAGUCGCAGCGAGGACCGCAACAAGUUGACGCGCGAAUUCUCGCUGACCGAAACGCUGCUGGUGAAUGCCAAGGAUACGCUGAAGAAGCACAAGGAGGACAAGGACGAGAAGAAGGAGAAGGACAAGAGUGGCAAGAAGCAGCACAAGAUACGGCGCAAACUCCUCAUGGGCGGGCUCAUACGACGCAAGAAUCGCUCCAUGCCAGACCUAACGGAAGCUGUCGACGAUCCCAGCUCCUCUGCUGCGGCAGCAGCUGCUGCCGCUGCGGCCGCAGUCAGUGCGCAUGCCACGCCCCUCAGCUCGGUGGACGACAGCGCCGUUGGCCUGCAUCUGCAUGGCCACGCCUACAUGGGCAUGAGUGGCUACAUCUCCGAGGGACACUUUGACUACCCCAGCAACAGCAACAGCAACAGCAACAGCAACAGCAGCAACAUUGCUGCAUCUUCCGCUGCUGCUGCUGCCUCUGGCUCCUGCGCUAAUCCGAACCUGGAGCGCAGCAAGCUGAUGCGCAAGAGCUUCCAUGGCAGCGGCAGGCAGCUGACCAUGGUGCCCAAGGUAGCGCCGCCGCCGCCCAUGCGCACCAGCUCAGCACUAACACAGCAGCAACAGCAACAGCAGCAGCAGCAACAGCAGCAGCAACAUUUUCAUCACGAGGCAAACUUAUCGAAUAUCUCAGCGAUGAGCUCGAAUGCCUCGAUAAGCGAGGACUCGUGUCAGACAAUCAUAACGACCUGUGCGCAGGUGCACUCCGAGCAGAGUCCGCUGAAGGAUCUGCAGCUGCCGUGCUCCACAGACAUGGGCCUGGCCUUGCCGCUGCCCCUGCUGGAGCUGCCGCCGUAUCCCAGUCCGCCGCAGUCCGUUUGCCAUUCGAGACAGGCGAGCGAAGACUUUCCGCCACCGCCGCCACCUGAGAUCGACUUGGAGCCGCUCAACCAGCAGCUGAACCAUCUGCACGCCCUGGAGGCAGCCAGCAAACAGCAGCGACAGCAACUGGACUCCAUGGAGGGCACCACCAGCAUUCUGGCCCAGCUGCAGCAGCGGCAACACUUGCUGAAGCUGCGCAAGGAGCAGGCGACGCCGUUGCCCGAUUUGCGUAGCAGAAAGCCAGAGCCAACAGCAGCAGCAGCAGCAGCAGUCGCAGCAGCCGCAGCCGGAGCCGGAGCCUCUCCCAGCAGCGUGCGCGAUCUGGCGCACCGCUUCGAACAGACCAGCAUUGGAGGAGCGGGAGCAACAGCAGCAACAGCUAGCAGCAACAUGCGCUCGUACGCCUCGCAGGAGCUGCUUAGCUCUGUGCGCACGCAGAUGAAUGGGCUGCCCAAUGGCAAGCCAGAGACAGAUGAAGUUGACUGCGCACCCAUGCCACGCCAGCAAGCCCAGCAGCAGCAACAGCAGCAGCAGCAGCAGCAGCAACAGUUGCUGCUGGCUAAGCCCAAGUACGAGAUGUCGCAGUCACAAAUUGCCGAGGAAAUACGCGAAGUGGAACUGCUCAAUUCGAUGGUGCAGCAGACGCUCAACCAGAGCAACCUGGCGACGCCGAAGCGCGUGAAGAAGAAGAGCGUCUCGUUUUGUGACCAGGUCAUACUCGUAGCAACAGCUGGCAAUGAGGAGGACGACGACUUCAUACCGAACCCCAUUCUGGAGCGAGUCCUGCGCACGGCUCAGCAUCCCAAUGAGAAGGUGAGCGCGCAGCUCAUUCAACAGCAACAGCAGAACAUGCUGCGUUUGCAGACGGAGGCACAGCCACGAUUGCAGCAGCAGCAACAACAGUUGCAGCAGCAGCAGCAGCAACAGCAGCAACAACAGCUGCAAGCGUCGCCCAUGCUGGGCAGACCAGAUAUGCAGCGCUAUGUGCAGCGUCAACAGCAGCUGCUGCAGCAGCAACAGCAACAACAACAGGAGCUGUAUCGUCUGCAGCAACAACAGCAGCAGCAGCAGCAGCAGCAAUUGCUGCCACGCACCAGCAUGAGCGGCUUAUCCAAUCAGCAACAGCAGCAGCAACAACUGGAUAUACAAUACAGCAGCAUGCCGCGACCUUUGCAUGCACAGAGCUACUCGAUACAAAUGCAGAAGCAACAGCUACAACAGCAGCAGCAGCAGCAGCAGCAGCAACAGCAGCAGCAGCAGCUGAACAUUGCCUACUUCAGCAAUGGCAAUGUCGCUGCUGAGCAAUCGCUGCCCUCGCCCUAUCAGCGCGUGCCACACCCACAUGCCUAUCAACAGGCCAACUACUAUGCAGCACAACAGCAGCAGCAACAACAGCAGCAGCAGCAGCAGCAGCAGCAGCAGCAACAGUUGCUGAAUGGUAAGAAAAAGGUAAGCUUUGAGCCAGGCACCAAAGGUGAUUUGGAUUGCUUGCCCUGUGCGCCGCAGCCGCCACCGCCGCCGCCGCCGACGACUGCGUCGUCGCUGCAGAACGGACUGCCCGAGCCACUCACGAACGGCACGAAUCUCAAUGGCAUCACGGCCAUACCCACCCGCGUCUACAACAAUGCCAUCGUCAAGGCCUCUGCCAAGGCGGUCGAGUGCAAUCUGUGCCGCAAGCGACACGUGAUCGCGCCCUCGGUCUACUGCACCAACUGCGAGUACUACUUGCAGAUGCUCAACCAGCGCAGAUGAUGCCAAACUGCAUCGAAAUCGAAUGCGAAUGCGAAUGCGAAUGCAACUGCAACUGCAAUCAAAUGAUUGAAAUUUGAUUCGAAUCUGAUUUCGAAUCUUAGCUGUAAGUGGAAACACGUUAUCUCAAGCAUUGCUGCCACGCCCCUCCAAAUAGCGCCCUAAUAGGCUGUUACUGUUAAGGUUUGAGUCGUACACAUCGUAUACAAAUAUAUAUGUUAUAUAUAAAGCUUAUAGCCAAUCGUAGCUCGUAAGCAGUUGCAACAGCAGAUCGAAGCAAGCAGCAGCAGCAGCAGCAAUAGCAGCAACUGUUGCAUUUGCAUUCAUGGCUACUGCUGCUGCUGCUACAGCUGACUUUAGUCAGGUUGGCUGCCGCGUGGAGUGUGGCAAUAGCAACAUCAACAGCAGCAGCAACAGUCCCUUUUAUGCCGUCGCAUAAGAUGUCGCAACUGUUUGCCAGCCACGCCUACACAUGUUCCCCCAGCACACACACAUAUAUGACCACUUGCCCAUAUAUCUAACACGCGUCGCUCACAACGAACAUCAGCAACAUUCAACUAACUCCAUCCAGCCUGGCUUCCGCAAAUCUCUUGAUUUUU
This is a messenger RNA of Drosophila hydei, 6215 nucleotides long. RefSeq lists its product as uncharacterized. The coding region runs from base 496 to 5619 and encodes 1707 amino acids. The transcript has 5 exons. Lineage: Eukaryota; Metazoa; Arthropoda; Insecta; Diptera; Drosophilidae. The record is from RefSeq and is a predicted model, not a curated record.